Molecule: messenger RNA, 5418 nt
Organism: Plasmopara halstedii
Lineage: Eukaryota; Oomycota; Peronosporomycetes; Peronosporales; Peronosporaceae
Product: Phospholipase D, Pi-PXTM-PLD
Exons: 1
Coding region: 1-5418 (1805 amino acids)
Biological process (GO): phospholipid catabolic process
Cellular component (GO): plasma membrane
Molecular function (GO): D-type glycerophospholipase activity
Source: RefSeq, a predicted model, not a curated record
AUGCUCGAAACUAAUGGUGACGCACGAGGGCCAAGCGCAGCGAGUGAUGCCAAUAACAGCGAUGGUAUCAGGGCAAUCCCAAGCUCAAAUGCUUCAGGUCUAGAAAGUGCCGCAAGCGUUCAAAGCUACCGAUCGAGCGAAUUAGAUGGCAAGAGAUUGAGUGAAAAUAAUUCAAACUGCACUGACAGUAGUGUCGUACAUGAUUUACACGAUGAGGAGGUGACCAUAAUGAAUGACGAUAACGUCAAGUCGAUUGACGAGGAAGAAGAAGUCAUGGAGGGUUCAAUUGACUUUUCAGUGAAUCGAGCUACAGUCACAAAAGCAGGUGUCAUUUCGUGCUGCGUAUUUGUUGGAAGAGUGCGGUGGGGAACAACAGAUUGGGAAAUUUACUUUGGACAGAAGCAACUGUUGCGUCUGCAUUUGAAUUUGUACCUUUACUGCCUCCUCACGCACCGAAAAAUCAUGCGGGGUGUGCCGUUGCCUUGGACGAUCUGGCGUGAAAAGCGCGCCGAGAAUCGCGUGGCCGAUGUGUAUGUGGUGCAAGAUUACAUCCGAGAAUUGCUCAAAGACAGGGAUUUGCGGAAUUCUGAGCCUUUGUUAUCGUUUUUAGAGGUGAGCCCAUCGCGCGCCAUGCUACGACUGGGUCCUUCACUAAAAGAAGGAUACGUACACAUGCGCAUAAACGGACCAUUUCAGCUGCCGUUGUACACAUGCUUUAAUCGAACGAUUGAGAAAUUGUACCGACAUUUGUACCGUGCCUGGAUGCGGAUUGCCUUCGUAUCAUCUAUAGUGGGGUUUAUAUUCCCCAUUUGUCUUGUCAUCAUCACGAGUCUACCAACAUUUUUCUCCCCACAGAAAGAGUUGGUGGACUCAGAUUCUGGCACGAAAGAAGUAUCGACGCAUUUAAAUACCGCCGGAGUUUUCAUGGGACUAGCAGUUCUGGCAGGUAUAGUUUUCUUGGUGGGGUUUGUGUACAAAUUUUUUCAGCAUCGACUUGGUGUUAUUCGGCGGUGGGUCGUGCUUAAACCUUCGUGUUUUGCUGCAUAUCGUCAUCGAAAUGACCGAGAGCCAAGUGAAGUAUUUUUGUUUGACAAGAAUUUUACAGCCAGGAAGGGAAGUUACCGACAAGGUGUGAGCUGGAUGCCUAGUGGACUGGUCGUGGGCAGUAGGGCUGGUGAUAUUGAGAUCGAUACGGGACAUUACUACACUCGACUUACUGCAAUUAUCGCUUUAUGCGGUGUAUGCUACGGUAUCAUGCGCCUUUCAAACACCAUCUACGAAUUUGAGUACCUUACAUUAAACAAAAGCUUAGGGGAAUCUAUUUUGGACGCGCCCGGAUACGAAAAUUGGAAUGAGAGCAGCAAAAUUGAAUAUUGCGGCUACUACUUCAUCGUCCCUGAAGGUGUGACGGUUUACGCUGAGAGUGAAGAAGAAAAUGCUGUGAUAUCGCAGCUGCAGAUGCCAUCGUCUAAUUCCAUGACUGCAAAUCUAGAUUUCUUUUGGAAGAGCGAAAGUAUGGGCUCCAGUUUGAAUGUGAUUACGAAUGCAGUCGGAGGAGGGACGAUGGUGAGCGUAGUCAAAUCGGUCGAUCCCAUCAACGAUCGUUUUUUUGCGUCAGGCACCAAUUACUCACUUCCAAUUGUAGGAACGCUUACUCUUGAGGGUGUGAUUACGGACGUUGAUGUGCAGAGCUUUAGCAAUGUUGAUAGUUUUUGUGCGAUAUCUCUUCGCAUUGCGCCUCUCACAUGGCGAUCAUAUCUCUACUAUGCCCUGAUUCUAUUUGCGGGAGGCAUCAUCGCGCCGGUAGUUGGUUUCCUGGCCAAUUACUUUGUUACAUAUCUCGGUAUUUGGCAUCCUCACGUACGUCGAGACCAUUGGUUUCGAUGCGUGCAGCGUUUGCAGAAGCUAAAGCGUCAGAAUACGACCACACGGUUCAAUUCUUUUGCACCACAGCACAUAAGCUGUAUUGACGAUGAUGACAGUGCAGUUAUCAACGCCAAAGCAAAGGCGGCGCGGCUGCCUGUUGCGAAUGUAUCUGUUACUAGCGCUAUCAGUCAGGUCGUAGAUUCUGUUGUCAAGAUGGAAGCAGAAAUUAAUUCUCGGAUAGGCAAUGGGAAUCAUAGACCAGCUUCUACUCGUGUCGAUAGUAGUACGCAGUCGGAAGACUCGUUCGAGAUUCCACCUCCACCUCCUAGCUCUGUCAGCUGGCACGUCGAUGCAGAAGACACGUAUGAAGCGAUGUACAAAGCUAUUACUACUGCAAAAUACGAGAUAUUAAUUGCUGGAUGGUGGGUGAGUCCAGACUUGUUUUUGCUCCGUCCUGGCCGAAAGUUACAUCCACGCGGCGCUGACGAAGAUACAAAUGGACAACAAAUUAACAAGACGAUGUUGCGCCAAUUGUUAAUGAAAAAAGCUGAGGCUGGUGUCAAGAUUUACGUGCUGAUUUAUCGCGAAGUGAAGUUGGCGCUGACACUGAAUAGCGCAUACACAAAACGCAGUUUAAUGGUGCACCCUAACAUUCGAGUACUUCGCGACCCGAUAUUUCAGAUCCAAAGUCUUGGAUUUUGGUCUCAUCACGAGAAGAUUGUUUGUAUUGACCAGUCUCUGGCGUUUGUUGGUGGAUUAGACUUGUGCUUCGGUCGCUACGACCACCAAGGUCAUCCAAUUAGUGAUCCCGGUGAUGACCCGAUUUGGAAAGGGAAGGACUACUCCAAUCCAAUUAUAAAAGACUUUGUUCGCGUUAACAAGCCAUUUGAAGACUUGAUAGAUCGUUCCUCCCAGCCGCGUAUGCCUUGGCAUGAUGUGCACUGCAGUAUUUCGGGACCGCCAGUGCAGGAUGUGGCAUAUCAUUUUAUCCAGCGAUGGAAUUUCGUUUGCUCAAAGAAUGACUACCAAUUGCGUACUGGCUGGUGCAUUUGCUUUCGCUCGCGCCGUUUCAAAUUUUUGCCAAAGUGUCUUGUGCCAAUGGAUUUUAAUGGUUGGACGCUGCAGUAUCCAUCUUCUGACCCAUACGAAAUGCGCGACGGAUCAACUAGGACAACUAUUCCCCUCGUUCGAGAGGAUUCGCUGAGUAUUGAGCCAUUUCAAGUUUUGCAAUCUGUAAAUCCAAUGUAUCCGUGUACUGCUACAGGCCCUCAAUGGCCACCUCCCUUGCACCCACUAAAGCCAGUGCGACCACCUCUCACUAGUGCGUCGACGAAUGCGUGCCCUUUAGAUGAUGGCGAGGUGUUACGUGCUCAGCGCGGUGAGUCAAUUCUACAGGUUUUUCACCCGGGCGCCAGUAUUUGCAAUGUUCAAGUUUGCCGCUCCGUGUCAAUGUGGUCCGCAGGAGUGCCUACAGAGGCUAGUAUACAGGCUGCAUACAUGGACCUGAUCGCUAACUCGGAACAUUUUUUGUAUAUCGAAAAUCAAUUUUUUAUCUCAGGAAUGGAUGGAAAUGGAAUUGUUCGAAAUCGGAUCUUACAAGCUUUAGUGGAUCGCAUUGAGCGCGCUGUGCAGCGAGAUGAGAAAUUUCGCGUGUAUGUGGUGAUGCCGCUGUUACCUGCUUUCGAGGGAAAUAUUCGCAGCCAUGAGCUUACAAAUCUGCAUGCUGUUAUGCACUGGCAGUUUGCCACUAUUUGUCGUGGGCGUUAUAGUCUUUUUGAGGCGCUCAAAGGUGUGACGACCAAUCCUGAAAAUUAUGUUGCUUUCUUUGGGUUACGCAAGUAUGGGAUCAUGCCUAAUGGGUGUGUAUCUACUGAGCAAAUUUACAUUCAUAGCAAACUUAUGAUUGUAGACGAUCGAUGCGCAAUUAUUGGCAGUGCGAACAUUAACGAUCGCAGCAUGAACGGUGAUCGCGACUCGGAAAUUGCUCUUGUGAUAGAGGAUAUGCAGUAUGAGGAUGGGGUGAUGAAUGAGAAACCAUACCGACGAGGUGUUACGGCUAGUAAGCUUCGCUUGCAGCUCUUCCGUGAGCACUUGGGACUGACUGACGAUGAUCUAUCGGUGGUGGACCCAACGUCGGAUCGCACUUGGCUCGCUAUCAAGUCGGUUGCUUCAAACAACACGAAAAUUUUUGAGACAGUGUUCGACUGUGCUCCUUCAAACCGUAUGCGUGCAUUUGUAAACUUUCAGAGCAUUGAUGUUACACAAAUCUUCGAAAAUCAGCGUAUGAAUGUGCUUAAGGUACCCGGCCGAUCUCAUGUGUGGGAUGCGCAGAACUUAAAGGAGGGUGAUUAUGCACCCUGGACUGAUGUCAAUGGUGUCCCGAUCGCAGCAGAUCGCUUAGAUCUGUCAGAAUUCGAGGUAGACAACUACAGAGACCGAAAGAAAAAAUUAUUUUCGAUGGAUCACGAUGGGUGGUGUUAUGCACGAAAUUUCUCUAUCUUUCAGGAGGUUCGCACAAUGAAGACGGAUUACAAGAAACGAGAAAAGCUGCAGCACCUUGUAGCAGAUCGAUUGAUGGCCCAAGUGCGACGGCGUCGGUGGGUGAAAAAAGGCCUGCUCCCACCUCGACCUGAUCCUCGAGACAGUUCGUUCAGUGUUGGCAGUGAUGACGAAGAACACGGACGUUUCUUUUCCAUUUGGCGAAGACUGCAGCAAGGUGACUUUAGCCGCUCCAACUCGGUUAGUAUGACUCCGACAAACUUUAGUCAAAUGGACUCGAGUGGGGACAUUGCGCGGAGCGUCAGUGUCGCAAGCACGACAACAGGCCGUCGUCUGUAUCAUUCUACUUCUAUGCCAUCGAACGCUUCAAUUGUGAUGGGAAAUAGCACGUCAUCACGACCUAUUUUGGCUGGAACUGCGCCGUCGUGCCCGAAUUCACCCAGUGUUUCAAGCUUCCAGCACACUCCCCAAAGUCCAGCACUCACAGCUGGACCACACAGUACUCGUACCUCGUCACUUUCGGGCACUGGCGCCAAUACCCGAACUCGGGAUAACACUCCAAGUGCGCGUGGAAGCUUCUACGGCAUUUUUAGUGUUGCAGGCGGUAAUCGAAACUUUGAUACAGACGACGACUCUAGUGAAGCUGACAGCGACUAUGGAGACCAUGGUAUUCGCGCGUCGGUCAAAAGAUGGUACUCCACAAUGGACGUACUAGACUUUGGACGUCGCUCCAAGUUUAAUGCCGAGUAUUUUGACACAGAUGAAGAUCACGUUCACAGUGACGAUCCGUUGCUAGAAGACGGUCGUGGUAGCUAUCAUGCUCCAAUCCGUGACGGUCUACUUACAGAAGAAGACGUAGAAAGUUCCGGCGAUGAAGAUGCCGACUGUCAGAUUGGACAUGUCCAAACAGCUGCUACAGUCCGCAAGGAGGAUGAAACACGUGCGCGCUUCAAACUAUCGGAGAUUCGCGGCCACCUCGUAGAGUUUCCGCUCGACUUCCUUGUUGAAGAGAUCCUUAAGCCGUCAGUUCUGCCUGCCGACAUUCAUAUUUAA